UGUUGUCAAGGUGGCUGAUUGGCCGGCGCGGGAUGCGGGGACGUUUCCUUGGGCCCCCAGCGGGCGCAGCCCUCAGCCCGCACUGCGGAGCCAGGCGGCAGCAUGGACCGGGCUGGGGCAGACAUGUGGGCCAGCACCUUCACCCUGGCCAUGGCUGAGAGGAAGCCCCAGGACGUCUGGGUUCUGCUACCUGAGCACAGCCUGGUCCCGGGAUGCCUGGACGGCGGUGGUGUCCAGUACCUACUGGUGGGGCUCUCGAGGCUCCAGUGCGGUCACUGUCCGGGGACCUGGGACUCGGCCCAUGUGCACGUCCUCUUCCACCUGUGGUGGGACAGGGCCGGCCACCGGGGGCUGGUGAAGAUGCGCAUCUGGGGCCAGCGGUGCAGGCUGUGCCCCGCACCCGGGGACUGCCAGGUGAGGCCCCCGGGCGAGCAGCCCUUCCUCAGCAGGCUGGUCUUGCACAUCCUGCAGGACUGCUACGGGGAUGGCCCCGGCCCAGCCCGGCACCCCAGGGAGGCCUAUGAGGGCUGCUGUGAGGCCUGUGAGCUGGGGGUCUGCUUCCUCCAGAAGGCCCCAGACCCUGCCUGGAGCGCCAACGCCACAAAAGGCAACUUCCCCGCCACGGCCUGGGGUGGCACUGGCACCGUCUCCAGGGGCAAACCGCUGUCCACCCCUGGCGACGACCUUGGCAAGGGUGGCGGUGUCAUCGCCAUCCCCUUCUCCCUUGUGGGCACCAGCAAUGACCAGGUGCCCAUCGCUGAGGGCCCUGCCACCCCUGCAGGGGCCUCUCUCCCUGUGACCGGCAGCCGUGGGGCCCUGGUCAUCGGCCAGGGCUCCAUCUACCUGUCUGGGGAUUCUGUGGCCAUGCCUGGGGGCAAAGGCUUCCCGGUGGCCAUUGGAGACCCCCUCUUCCAUGGCCCCGGCCUCCUCGGCAGCAGCAUCCAGACCUUCGAGCUCAAAGGCUUCCUCUUCAAAGGCCGGGGCUCCCUCUGCAGCCCGGUUGGCGUGGCCCAGGGCUGGGGCCCCAUCUCCCUCAACAAUGGCCUCGUCCCUGUGGGGAAACACACGCCAACCGUGUUCUACUGUGUGGGCCUCUCGGCCAGCGGGGAGGGCUCCCUCACCUUCCCCUCCUCCCUCACCAGCAUCUUCACCAACACCCUCUCGGAGGCCACCGAUGGCCCUGUGGCCACUAAAGAGGCCUCCAUCACCUUCCCCUUCAUCUUUACUGAUGUCAAGGAUGCCGUUGCUGAGGUGGCUGAAGGCAACGGGAAGGAAGGAGGCGGCCAGGGCCUCGUCCCAGUGGGUCACGACGCCCUGCCAGAGACCAAUGCUGGUGGCCUCCCCUCCCAGGUCAAGGGCUCCCUUGCCCCCUCCUUCCCUGCUGAUGUCCAAGGCAAAGAUGCCUUUACUGACAUCACUGAAGGCAAAGAGAAGGAAGGUGGCCUGGUCACCGCGGGUCACGACGCCCCUCUGGAGGCCAAUGCCGAAGGCCCCAUCACGGUUAGUGAGGGCUCCAUCACCAUCCCCUUCUCAGUCUUCGAUGUCAUAAAGCGCAAGGGCGGUGGCCACGUUGCCUACGGCCCCCAGGGCAAUGGCUGCGUCUCCCAAGGCUAUUACCAGAAGAGGCAGCUGAGGUCCAGGUUCCACAAGGCCCGCUGUGGGUGCCGCCGGGAGGAAGACGAGCGCCCUGGCCGUGCCUGCCGUAGGCCGCACGCCGAGCCCUACGAGGACUUCUGGAUCUGGGUGUCCAUGACCGUGUGCGUCUUCUGGCUGAUGUGCAUGUGUCGGCUGAACCCCGGGAUCUACCCGCAGCAAGUGUGACGCCCCGAAGUUCAGGCAACCCUCGCCUCUGGGACUCCGCCUCGCCUCUGAGACACCCCCCAACCCCGCCUUUGAGAUGCCCGCCCCGCCUCCGAGGCCCCGCCUCCACCUCCGAGACCCCUGCCUCUGAGACCCCCGCCUCCGAGGCCCCGCCCCCCGCCUCCGAGACCCCGCCUCACCUCUGAGACCCCGCCCCCGCCAGCAGCCCAGCCCCUCCUGUCUCUUGCCCCUGGUUUUGUGGGUCUGCCCUGAGCUGUGCCUGUGUGCUCCAGCCUCUUCCUAUGUGUGUAACUCCAAUAAAACCAAGCAAAGCCAGCCACGCAGCCCUCCACCCAGGGGGGGUUUCCAGGCGAGAGAAACCUGGGCCGGUCCUUCUGUCCCUCCACCCUGCAGGGGCCCCUCACGCCCACCGCUUCGUCCCCUGGGGAGAGCUCCCUCUUGGGGAUUCCGAAUUCCUGGCCAUGUGUGGCUCCUGGGAUAGGACAGGAAGCUUUGGCUCCGGCUCCGUGUCAGGUGCAAAUUAGCCUCCCUCCUGUGUGGACCCAGGGGUCCUGUGGAAGAGGCCACUUACCUCUCUCCAGGAAAGACUCAAGCCCCCGCUGAGACUGGCUUGUCACGCCCUCCCUCUUCCCUCCAGCCUCAGUGUAGCCUCCGGAGGGAUCUUGGCACCUCUCAUCCGGAGGGUGGGAGGCCACGGUGGGGCUCUGAGCCUGUCUGGGUUUGAGAAAUUCUAUCCAUUGCAGAUGACAGAAAACUCUCCUGUUACUCAAAGCCACACACUGGAUUUUCAUUUUAAAAGAGCCCAGUUUCCAUUUCCUAGGGGCGGGGGUGUUGGGAUUCCCGGCUGUCCCAGCCAGGUGGGGGCCUGACAGUGGCAGUGUCUGGGUCUGACUGUCCGGCCUCUCAGGCAGGGUCAGCCCUGAGGGUCCUGGGAGGUUGGGAACUGCCUGGGGAGACCCUGGGGUCUGUGACUGGGGAAGCCCUGCCCUGUAGAAAGGGGAAACCGCGUCCAGGGCCCCUGGUGGGGAGGGGGGCCAGCCCAGAGAUUCUGCCUGCCAGGCUGGCCUGGAGCCCUGGGGUGUGCGGGGGAG
Gorilla gorilla gorilla (western lowland gorilla) is the source of this 2912-nucleotide messenger RNA. RefSeq names its product receptor transporter protein 5 (putative) (gene RTP5). The record is from RefSeq and is a predicted model, not a curated record. The coding region runs from base 103 to 1821 and encodes 572 amino acids. Gene Ontology annotation, biological process: detection of chemical stimulus involved in sensory perception of bitter taste; protein insertion into membrane; protein targeting to membrane. Lineage: Eukaryota; Metazoa; Chordata; Mammalia; Primates; Hominidae. Gene Ontology annotation, molecular function: olfactory receptor binding. The transcript has 2 exons.